Molecule: messenger RNA, 4841 nt
Organism: Dromaius novaehollandiae (emu)
Lineage: Eukaryota; Metazoa; Chordata; Aves; Casuariiformes; Dromaiidae
Gene: INPPL1
Product: inositol polyphosphate phosphatase like 1
Exons: 28
Coding region: 86-3892 (1268 amino acids)
Biological process (GO): negative regulation of insulin-like growth factor receptor signaling pathway; regulation of immune response; phosphatidylinositol dephosphorylation
Cellular component (GO): cytosol
Molecular function (GO): protein binding; inositol-polyphosphate 5-phosphatase activity
Source: RefSeq, a predicted model, not a curated record
CGCCGCCCGCCCCCGGCCCUGCCCCCGGCGCCGCCGCCCGCCCCGCGCGGAGCGGAGCGGAGCGGAGCGGCCCCGGCGGCGGAGCAUGGCGGGCGCGGGGGGCCCGGCGGCGCCGCCCUGGUACCACCGCGACCUGAGCCGCGCCGCCGCCGAGGAGCUGCUGGCCCGCGCCGGGCGCGACGGCAGCUUCCUGGUGCGCGACAGCGAGAGCGUCGCCGGCGCCUACGCGCUCUGCGUGCUGUUUCAGAAGCACGUGCACACCUACCGCAUCCUGCCCGACGAGGAGGAGUUCCUGGCCGUGCAGACCUCGCAGGGCGUGCAGGUGAGACGCUUCAAGACCCUCGGCGAGCUCGUCGCGCUCUACCUGCAGCCCGGCCAGGGGCUGGUCUGCACCCUGCUCUUCCCCGUGGAGAGGGAGAAGGAGAAGGAGAGCGCCGAGGACAGGGACUACUCGGAUGGAGAGGACGAGAAGCCCCCGCUGCCGCCCCGCUGCGGCUCCAGCAGCUUCCCGGGCGGCUCCGCGGGGCUCAGCCCCACCGCGCCGGGGCCGGGGCCAGCCGUGCCGGACGGCGCGGCCGAGAGCACCAACGGCCUCAGCAGCGUUUCGCACGAGUACCUGAAGGGCAGCUACACGCUGGACCUGGAGGCGGUGCGAGGGGGGGCCAGCAGCCUGCCCCACCUCAACAAGACCCUCGUCGCCUCCUGCAAGCGGCUGCACAGCGAGGUGGACAAGGUGCUGUCGGGGCUGGAGAUCCUCUCCAAGGUGUUCGACCAGCAGAGCUCGCCCAUGGUCUCCAAGAUCCUGCAGCAGACGCCGGCGCAGAGCGGGGAGCAGGAGCUGGAGAGCCUGGUGCUGAAGCUGUCCGUGCUCAAGGAUUUCCUCUCCAGCAUCGAGAAGAAGGCCUUGAAAGCCCUCCAAGAAAUGAGCUGCACGGCGCAGGCCGCCCCGGCGCAGCCGCCGUCGCGCAAGGCCAAGAGCAUCCCCGUGCAGACCUUCGAGGUGAAGCUGGACGUCACGCUGGGGGACCUGACCAAGAUCGGCAAGUCGCAGAAGUACACGCUGAGCGUGGACGUGGAGGGGGGCAAGCUGGUGGUGCUGAAGAAGCAGAAGGACUCGCAGGAGGACUGGAACACCUUCACCCACGACAAGAUCCGGCAGCUGAUCAAGUCGCAGCGGGUGCAGAACAAGCUGGGCAUCGUCUUCGAGAAGGAGAAGGAUAAAACGCAGCGGAAGGACUUCAUCUUCGUCAGCGCCCGGAAGCGGGAGGCCUUCUGCCAGCUGCUGCAGCUGAUGAAGAACAGGCACUCGCACCAGGACGAGCCCGACAUGAUCUCCAUCUUCAUCGGCACCUGGAACAUGGGGCCUGGGCAAGACGCUGGACGAGGCGACAGUCGCCAUCCCCCACGACAUCUACGUCUUCGGCACCCAGGAGAACUCCCUGGGGGACAAGGAGUGGGUGGACUUCCUCCGCGCCGUGCUGAAGGACUUCACGGAGACCGAGUACCGCCCGGUGGCCAUGCAGUCCCUGUGGAACAUCAAGAUCGCGGUGCUGGUGAAGCCCGAGCACGAGAACCGCAUCAGCCACGUGAGCACCUCCAGCGUGAAGACGGGCAUCGCCAACACCCUGGGGAACAAGGGGGCCGUGGGCGUCUCCUUCAUGUUCAACGGCACCUCCUUCGGCUUCGUCAACUGCCACCUCACCUCGGGCAACGAGAAGACGGCCAGGAGGAACCAGAACUACCUGGACAUCCUGCGCCUGCUCUCCCUGGGCGACAAGCAGCUGAGCUCCUUCGACAUCUCCCUCCGCUUCACCCACCUCUUCUGGUUCGGGGACCUCAACUACCGCCUCGACAUGGACAUCCAGGAGAUCCUCAACUACAUCAGCCGCAAGGAGUUCGAGCCGCUGCUCAAGGUGGAUCAGCUCAACCUGGAGAAGGAGAAGCACAAGGUCUUCCUGCGAUUCGGCGAAGAGGAAAUCACCUUCCCGCCCACGUACCGCUACGAGCGGGGGUCCCGGGACACCUACGUCUGGCACAAGCAGAAGCCCACGGGGGUCCGCACCAACGUGCCGUCGUGGUGCGACCGCAUCCUCUGGAAGUCCUACCCGGAGACGCACGUCAACUGCAACUCCUACGGCUGCACGGACGACAUCAUGAGCAGCGACCACUCCCCGGUCUUCGGCUCCUUCGAGGUCGGAGUGACGUCGCAGUUCGUCUCCAAGAAAGGGCUCUCCAAGUCCUCGGACCAGGCCUACAUCGAGUUCGAGAGCAUCGAAGCCAUCGUGAAGACGGCCAGCCGGACCAAGUUCUUCAUCGAGUUUUACUCCACCUGCCUGGAAGAGUUCAAGAAGAGCUUCGAGAACGACAGCCAGAGCAGCGACAACAUCAACUUCUUGAAGGUGCAGUGGUCGUCGCGGCAGCUGCCCACGCUGAAGCCGAUCCUCUCCGAGAUCGAGUACCUGCAGGACCAGCACCUCCUGCUCACCGUCAAGUCCCUCGACGGCUACGAGUCGUACGGCGAGUGCGUCAUCGCCCUCAAGUCCAUGAUCGGCAGCACGGCGCAGCAGUUCCUCACCUACCUGUCGCACCGCGGCGAGGAGACGGGCAACAUCCGCGGCUCCAUGAAGGUCCGGGUGCCCGCCGAGCGCAUGGGCACCCGCGAGCGGCUCUACGAGUGGAUCAGCGUCGACAAGGACGAGACGGGAGCCGGCAAGGGGAAGCUGCCGCUGGGCUCGCGCGCCAGCCCGGACUACGUCAAGCCCGCGGGGAGGAAGCACGCGGCGGGGGGGGAGCCGGCCGCCUGCCCGCUGGGCAAGCUCGUGGACGAGCCCGAGAAAGGCGGCGCCUCGCCGGCCGGCCGCCCGGCCGCCCUGCACCGCGGCACCUCCAAGGACGAGGCCGCCCCGAGCCGGCCCAAGGCGGAGGGGGUGCCGGAGGCGCCGGGAGCCCCCCCGAAGAACAGCUUCAACAACCCGGCGUACUACGUGCUGGAGGGGGUGCCGCACCCGCUGCCGCCGCCCGAGACCCCCGGCCCGCCGCCCCCCGGCAAGCCGCCCCCCCCCAGGGCCAAGGCGCAGCUGGCGGCACCCGAGCGGCGCCAGCGCCCCUCGACCGGGCCGCCCCCCCCGGGCCGCGACGCCUCCUCCGACGAGGACGCCGGGGCCCUCGACCUGCCGCCGCCCGACUUCCCCCCGCCGCCGCUGCCCCGCGCCGCCGCCGAGCCCGAGCCGCCCGCCGAGCCGCCCAAGCUGCACCCCCGGCCCCCCCUGCCCGCCGCCUUCGUGCUGGAGGCGCCCGCCGGGGCCCAGGCGUCCGGGGGGCUGCGGGACGACCGCUCCUGCUCGGUGCUGCAGAUGGCCAAGACGCUGAGCGAGGUGGAGUACGGCGGCGGUGGGGGGGGGCGGGCGCCCGCCCCGCCGCUGCCCAAGGGGCGCCUGGAGCUGCCGCCGCGCUGCCUGCACCCCGACUACGGCCGCCCCCUCGCCUUCCCCCCGCACCCCAUCCGCGAGAGCAUCGAGGAGGACCUGGCCGAGGAGGCGCUGUGCCAGGCGGGCCGCGGCGGCCCCGGCGAGUCCAGCGUGGGCGAGUGGCUGCGGGCGCUCGGGCUGGAGCGGUACGAGCCGGGGCUGGUGCACAACGGCUGGGACGACCUGGAGUUCCUCAGCGACAUCACGGAGGAGGACCUGGAGGAGGCCGGCGUGCUCGACCCCGGCCACAAGCGCGUCCUCCUGGAGAGCCUGCAGCUCAGGAAAUAGCCGGCCCCCAUCGCGCCCCCCCGGCAGCCCCCCAUCACCAGCACCCCCCGGGGGCAGCAGGGUCCUGGUCAGACGGUUUCACGGGGGGGUCCCAGCGCUGGGGCCUCCCCCCGGUUAAGUUAUUUCUUAUUUAUUGAGAGAAGGGAAGCGCGCUCGCCUCGCCGGGUUUGGUUGGGGGGGGGUCAGCUGCCGUCCAGCGGGGGGGUCCUGGGGCAAGCGCCCCACGGCCGGACCCUGGCCCGGGUGCCCCCCGGGGACGUUGCCUUCGCCGCCGAGGAGGAGGAGGAGGAGGAGGAGGAGGAGGAGGAUGCUCCAUGCAAAGCUGUCCCAAGUGCCUUCGUGCUGCACGGCUGGGUGCCGUGGGGGACGGGGACCGGGGGCCCCCCCGGAGCCCGCGCGGGCCGCGUCCUCGGGGGCCUCCCGCCCGCGCCGGGGGCUCCGCAGCCCCCGCGGAGCAGCCGAGCAGGAUCAGUGCCUUGCCCGCGCCGCCCGUCCCGGGGUGGCCCGGUGGCUCCCGCCGGACCGGCCCCCUCCCCGGCGCCGCGCGGCCUCACCAAGUGCCCUUCUGGCUCAGCCAAACCUCAGCCCCCCCCGGUGCCCCGAGGGGUCCCGUGCCUUACCCCAGCCCCCCGGCGGCAACCGAAGCAGGAGGGCUUUGAGGGGGGGUCGCACCCCCCCCCGGCUCCCCAUGCCGGGGCCAAAUCCGAGGGCGCUUUCGGUCGGACGCGGCGUCUCCGGCCGAGAUGAAGGAUGCGCUCGGCUCACCAGCGCCGGGCCAGCCCUGGGCUCUCCCCGCGCCGCCCUCUCCCGUCGUUAGCUCGCGGGGCGUUUGGUGUGAAUUUAAUCCUACUAAAAACGCCGUUGUGUUGUGCUCUGUGUUUUUGUUUUGUUUUUUUUUUUUUUAAAUCAUGAGCUAUUUUUUUAAUGUUUAAUUUAAUUGUUAUUUGGAACUCUCUCUGUUUGCUUAAUGUUCUUUCCUGGAGGAAAAAAGAUUAAGUGUUAGGAUGAAGAACCUUCCUGAGAUGUUCACGUGUUCUCCCCCCAUGGUCCCUGUACUGAAGCAAUAAAAGCCCGUGUUUGCUUAGA